AUGGCCCCCAACAUCCGCAAAUCUCACCCACUACUAAAAAUAAUCAACAACUCCCUAAUCGACCUGCCUGCCCCCUCUAACAUUUCUGCUUGAUGAAAUUUCGGCUCUCUACUGGCCAUCUGUCUAGCCACACAAAUCUUAACAGGCCUCCUGCUAGCCAUGCACUACACCGCAGACACCUCACUCGCCUUCUCCUCAGUGGCCCAUACAUGCCGAGACGUCCAAUAUGGAUGACUCAUCCGCAACCUUCAUGCUAACGGCGCCUCAUUCUUCUUUAUCUGCAUCUACCUGCACAUCGGACGAGGCCUCUACUUCGGCUCCUAUCUGUACAAAGAAACCUGAAACACAGGGGUAGUCCUCCUACUCACCCUCAUAGCAACUGCCUUCGUAGGAUACGUCCUGCCAUGAGGACAGAUAUCAUUCUGAGGGGCCACCGUGAUCACUAACCUAUUCUCAGCCAUCCCAUACAUCGGGCAAACCCUAGUAGAAUGAGCCUGAGGGGGAUUCUCAGUGGACAACCCAACUCUAACCCGAUUCUUCGCCAUCCACUUCCUACUGCCCUUCCUAAUUGCAGGAAUCACCCUAGUCCACCUGACCUUCCUACACGAAUCCGGCUCAAACAACCCACUAGGAAUCGUGUCAGACUGCGACAAAAUCCCAUUCCACCCCUACUUCUCUCUCAAGGAUAUCCUAGGACUCGCCCUAAUAAUCACCCCCCUAAUAGGACUUGCCCUAUUCUCACCCAACCUCCUAGGAGACCCAGAAAACUUCACCCCCGCAAACCCCCUAGUAACCCCCCCACACAUUAAGCCAGAAUGAUACUUCCUAUUCGCCUACGCUAUCCUACGCUCAAUCCCAAACAAACUGGGGGGCGUACUAGCACUAGCCGCUUCUGUGCUAAUCCUAUUCCUAAUCCCCUUCCUACACAAAUCAAAACAACGAGCAAUAACAUUCCGGCCACUCUCCCAACUUCUAUUCUGAGUACUAGUAGCCGACCUCCUCGUCCUGACAUGAGUGGGGAGCCAACCCGUCGAACACCCAUUCAUCAUCAUUGGCCAACUCGCCUCAAUCGCCUACUUCACUAUCCUCCUAUUCCUCUUCCCUAUCGCAAGUGCCCUAGAAAACAAAAUACUCAACUGCUAA
Messenger RNA from Cygnus atratus (black swan), 1143 nucleotides. NCBI's taxonomy places the organism in Eukaryota, Metazoa, Chordata, Aves, Anseriformes, Anatidae. The record is from the annotation of a RefSeq genome assembly.